Molecule: messenger RNA, 2229 nt
Organism: Uranotaenia lowii
Lineage: Eukaryota; Metazoa; Arthropoda; Insecta; Diptera; Culicidae
Exons: 1
Coding region: 1-2229 (742 amino acids)
Biological process (GO): proteolysis
Molecular function (GO): aspartic-type endopeptidase activity
Source: RefSeq, a predicted model, not a curated record
AUGGCUACGGAACGGCGUAUCAAGUCGCUCAAAAUGCGACUUCGAAGUAUCGAGACGUCGUUCAACCUGAUCAAAGUCUUCGUUGAAAACUUCGACGAAGAAACUCAGUCGAUGGAAGUUCCCGUUCGGCUGGAAAACCUGGCCGUGUUGUGGAUGGACUUCGGCAAAACGCAAGCCGAACUCGAAGCCGCUGAUGUUGACGACAAUGAGGUGAUGGAACAUCAGCUAAAGCAGCGGGCCCAGUUCGAGACUGACUACUACCGGGUGAAGGGUUUCUUGCUGUCCGUGAAUAAAAGUACAUCGCCUCAGAGCUCCCAAUCUUGUCACUCCGGUGCGCAUUUCCCUACUUCUUCGCAAAUUCGGCUCCCAGAUGUGAAACUUCCUGUUUUUAAUGGCGCUCUCGAAAAUUGGUUGAAUUUCCAUGAUUUAUUUAUUUCGUUGGUGCAUUCGUCGACUGAAUUGUCCAAUAUUCAAAAGUUUUAUUAUUUGCGUUCAUCAUUAGCGGGGGAUGCGUUAAAGCUGGUACAAACGAUUGCGAUUAGCGCCAAUAAUUACCCAGUUGCGUGGAACUUGCUGAUAGAUCACUUCCAAAAUCCUGCACGUUUGAAACAAGCCUAUGUCGACUCCCUUUUUGAGUUUGCUCCGUUGAAAAAGGAAUCUGCAAGUGAUCUUCAUUCUCUGGUGGAACGAUUCGAAGCUAAUGUCCGCAUCUUGAAGCAGUUGGGAGAGAGAACCGAGUUUUGGGACGUGUUGCUGAUUCGUAUGCUCAGUAUUCGUCUCGACCCCACUACACGAAGGGAUUGGGAAGAAUUUUCGUCGACUCAUGAGGCAGCUACCUUCCCAGAUCUGGUCAGCUUUCUUCAGCGGAGGGUCACAGUUUUGCAGAGUGUGAGCAACGUUCAACUGGACACUUCAUCGUCUUCGGCACCCAAAAAACCGGUCCAUCGAUCAGCAAUCAUCAGCAAUGGAGCCACUCAAUUCUCACCUCGCCAAUGUUUCGCCUGCUCUGAACACCAUCCACUUUAUCUAUGCCAGACGUUCGCCAAGAUGACCAUCGAAGACAAGGACAAACUAGUACGCCGUCAACAACUCUGUCGGAACUGCCUACGGAAGGGACAUCAAUCCAGGACUUGUCAAUCGAAAAACUGCUGUCGAAAAUGCCGAGGGCGCCACCAUAGUCAACUAUGCAGCACAGGUACCAGCCAGGGUGAAUCCAGCAAGCCGAGAGCGGAGGGGAAUGCGUCCAGGGAUCCUGACCCUCCCAGCCAAGAAGUGUCAUCGUUAUCUGCAGCAGUCGGGAAACUUCCCAAGAAGGGUCACCCUAACAAGGUGCUUCUAGCAACGGCCGUGAUCAAACUGACGGAUGAUUACGGCAAUACUCACUUCGCCAGAGCGCUCCUCGACUCGGGUAGCGAAUGCAGCUUCAUCACCGAGUCAUUUGCGCAAAAACUCAAAGUUCGUCGCACCAAAGUUCACCUCUCCAUCUCUGGAAUUGGCCAGUCAUCCACUCAAUCUCGCUCCAAGCUUCGCACCACCAUUCACUCUCGAGUUACCGGAUUUUCGACCAUCGUAGAGCUCCUCGUAUUACCAAAACUCACUCUAAGUUUGCCAUCCGCCACUUUAGACAUUUCUAAUUGGAACCUUCCGAAAGAAAUUCAGCUCGCAGAUCCUAACUUUUACCAAAGCAACCCUAUCGACAUCGUCCUUGGUGCAGAAAUAUUCUUCGAUCUUUUCAAACCGCCUGGCAGAAUUCCACUUGGAGAUUCACUGCCUGUUCUUGUGAAUUCUGUUCUGGGAUGGGUUGUUUCUGGGAAAGUUACCAACUCUACUGCUACAAGCUCCGUUAUCGCCAAUCUUGCAACCGUCGCAGAUAUUUAUCGCCUCAUGCAACGAUUCUGGAUCAUCGAAGAGGCAGAUUCAGCUCCUUGUAUGUCGGUGGAAGAAGCAGCCUGCGAAAAGCACUUUUCGCAGAACGUUCAACGCACCCCAGAAGGUCGAUACAUCGUUCGAUUGCCGUUCAAGAAACCUGUUUCCAGCGUAGGCGACAAUCGCAGCAUCGCACAACGUCGAUUUCGGAUGGUCGAGUCUUGCUUGCAACGAGACACCAAUCUACAGGCUCAGUAUCACGACUUCAUGGCCGAAUACGUCACCUUAGGACACAUGCAGCGAGUAGACACUUCUACUCCACCUACCCAGCAAUAUUACUGUAAAAUCCUCGAUCUCCGAUGA